Molecule: messenger RNA, 5206 nt
Organism: Cadophora gregata
Lineage: Eukaryota; Fungi; Ascomycota; Leotiomycetes; Helotiales; Ploettnerulaceae
Gene: PDE2
Product: 3',5'-cyclic-nucleotide phosphodiesterase
Exons: 4
Coding region: 1535-4405 (956 amino acids)
Biological process (GO): signal transduction
Molecular function (GO): 3',5'-cyclic-nucleotide phosphodiesterase activity
Source: RefSeq, a predicted model, not a curated record
AGAGGAAAGUGAUAUGUUUCGCCUGGAGAACUGAUCCAUACAGUACAGUAUGGCCCACGCUGAUUCGAAGCUUUUAGCGGCCUUCUGGAAGGUUUACCGUGGUCACUGGGAAGCCCGACCCUGCGAAAAUUCCCGCUUGUGGCCAAUCACAGCAACUGCUCGCUGCUGGACCCAGCCUGCGGCGGGUUGUCCGAAGAAGGUCCACGGCCCAGUGCAGCACCAAGUGGUGCCCACUGCCCACUACUGCCCAGGUGAGAGAGGUGGAGAAAAGGAGUGGUUUCCACCUUAACUUCUUCCCCCGUUGCUCAUCCAUACCUAGGCACGAUAGGAUAGGACACUUCGUUCAUUGCCUCCCGUCCCCCGUUUCCCGUCCCUCUUCACUUGGUUCUUGGUUCUUGGUUCUUGGUUCUCACCACGCCGAGUCGAGCCCAGACCAGACAAGCGUCCCUCCUCCAUCGUACCUCGACCUCGACCAUCCAGCAGAGCAGGACUUCGAGCACCACCACCACACCACACCACUAUCAAGCUUGGAACCUGAACCUGAACCUGAACCUCACUCCCUCUCACAUCACAUCACAUCACAUCACAUCACAUCACAUCCCGCUUUACUCCUCACGCCCGCACUGCACUGCACUGCACUUCAGCACCUCAGGUUGCGACUUCGACCCCGACCGGUUUAUCGAGCCCAGCGCUGUCCUCUAUUGUACUGUACCACAUCGAGUCGACUACCUGACCUGACCUCGUACUGCAUCCUGCAACCCCCUCAUUACUCGACCUCUGCUAUUGCGCUGCAUCCACAGCGAUCGACCCGACCUUCCCUCUGCGACCGUAAUGAAGACUGCCCGCUCCUCUCCCCAUUGCCUGUAGCGCAGUCAGACCCAGACUUCAAUUGCAUUAACUAGGCAUCGAGCUUCCCUUCCCGGAAUUGCUUGCUUGCAUUCUAUCUGCCUGCGCGCGGAUUGCGACUCGAGUCCCAUGUCAUCCGUGACACCAGACUCAAUUGAUGUGCUGCCAAACGAACCACACCGAAUCCGCAGGAGCUUCUCUUCGGUAUAUAAGUGCGCAUAACAGCUCCUCUCUUCCAUAAUCUGGGUCGCCCGUAUAUUAUCCAUCAAAGAAACGUUCGUGGUUCAAAGACAAGGGCAAGUCACCGUCUACCAGCCAAGUCCUGUCCUCGACUUCAGCCGCCCUUCCCUGCAAUCGCGAAACAUACCCUAUCCUCGCUGCUCCUUGAGAACCAGACCCUCAAUCACCUCCUCCCAUAUUUGCGAUCAAUUAAAACGAUCUCAACGGCCGCAUAAAGACAAAGACCGAAGGUCUUGCGAGUCUUUCGAGCCCAAGUCUCGACGAGUCUGGAAGCUUGCGCUCGAGCCCUCCACUCUUUCAUCACUGCGACACGGCCCGCCGAUACAAAGAUCGCGAUAUUGGCCUGGACCAGCCAUCUGCAACCUCUCCAGGACUUCGCAACUGAUCAAUUCAUUGGGGACGACUCGGCGGUACAGAGAUCUCCGCCGUCGCGGUGCGCGAAGCAGACAUGGACUACGCUGCAUGCAAUGUGGUGUACGUCGAUCGCAACGCCCGUGAAGAUAGGCUAGUGAAGAGGGAAGAUGCGACAUCAACGGCUUCACCAGACGGCGUCAUUAAUUAUGCAGAGCACCACACACCCGUCCACGCUCCUACCGCGGUAGAUGAGAAUCUACAAACUCUACUUGGUAUCUUUAGUGAAGUUUACGUCUGUAUAUCUGGAAAAUCUUGUAUAUCGAAGCUCUCCGAACUGAAUCAGUCCUCCAUCGUCGAAUUAAUACCCACCCUCGUCUUAAUAGAUAUACCAUACGAAGAUCAACUUGCCGAAAGACCUUCGAGGGAAGUGCGGACACCUUCGCCCAGUACCCAGCUGCAGAUAGACGGGGUACAUGACGAUUUGAUAGAGGAGGAGGCAUACGGACUCAGUCUCCUGGAGUGGAUAGCGUGUGAGAUACAAUAUCAGAGUCUGUCGAGGCUAGUGGUACCGGUAGCGGUAGUGUCCAUUCCAGAGCAGAACCCUUUAUUAGUAACAUCAAGGGGGCGGACCAAUUCUCGAUCAGAAGGCCAACUGGGCUACACCUCCUUUCUCUCAAAGAAACGUGGGGGUCUGGUUACGCCACUCGAUCAAACGAGAACAGUCAAGUAUCUGGAUGUUGGCGCAGUAGACGUAUUGACGAGUCCGCUGCUCAAAGAACGAUUACCGAGUCUCGCAAUUCACGCCUACCGAGCACACAAAGAUGCGUCAAAGGAACAUAGAGCGCUUAUGGAAAUGAAACGAGGGAGGAAACGAUCAUGGGUUGGAGUGGAUGAUCAGAAGCCAUAUGCGUAUUUACGGGAAGCUAUGGUAUCGGGAUUGAUGGACGGAAUCUGCAAGCUUGGAGGAGAUGAAGAGCCCAUGGCUCCUAUAAGGAUAUCCAUUGCGUUAAAUCGUCGAGAGAAGAUUGCAGCGUCCGUCGGGUCCUGGCAUUUCUCGGCGCACGAGUUCACCGACGACGAGCUUCUCCAUGCAGCUUUACUGAUGCUACAGCACGCGCUUACGAUGCCGGAACUGGAGAGGUGGCGGAUAUCGACAGAGCAUCUCACGGCUUUUCUAGUAGCGAGUCGAUCCGCAUACAAUGCCUUUGUCCCGUAUCAUAAUUUCCGUCAUGUCGUCGACGUCUUACAGGCUUGUUUCCACUUUCUUGUCCGACUGGGCCGAUUGCCCCCAUAUCCCAUCUCGGGUCAUUCGCCAGAGCCUCCGCUUUCCCCAAUCGCCGCUCUAAUUCGACCUUUCGACGCUCUUACUCUUCUAAUCACCGCCAUCGGACAUGACGUCGGUCAUCCUGGUGUCAACAAUGCUUUCCUGGUAACGCUUAAUGCCCCACUUGCUCAACUGUACAAUGACCGGUCGGUCCUCGAAUCGUUCCAUUGCGCGGCUUAUUCCCAGAUCCUUCGACGAUAUUGGCCAGCAGCUUUCCGGGGUCAAGAGAUGCGUCAGCUUAUGAUUAGUUCGAUCCUUGCUACUGAUAUGGGUCUUCAUUUCGAUUACAUGAAGAAGCUUGGGUUUUUGCAGGAAAAGCUACAUGAAAAUGGAGGCACUGAUGGCUGGAACGGGAGACUCAUUGAUGAGCAAAGAACGCUUGCUUGUUCGUUGUUGAUCAAAUGCGCUGACAUUAGCAACGUAGCACGCAAAUACGAAGUUGCAGCCCGGUGGACAUCAAUAUUGACUGACGAAUUUUCUCGCCAAGCCUCAAUGGAGACAGACCUCGGCAUCCCUACCGCACUCUUUGCUGCACCGACUCGAGCCCCAAUAGAGCUUGGAAAAUCCCAAAUAGGAUUCAUGAACAUGUUCGCCAUUCCACUUUUCCAAGGUGUCACAGAUGUUAUGCCAGGAAUGGCAUACUGUGUAGAAGAACUCUUACGAAAUAAGGCUGCCUGGGAACAAACGAUUGCCGAUGAACAAGAGAGGGUUAGGAAAGGUAGUGAUGAUUCUACCAUGAAGGAUGGCAUGUUUUCCCCACGAACAAUGAGCGUUGCCAAUCCUUCUGAUGCAAGUUAUCAGAAGGUAGGUAACGUCUUGUCGCCCGAUAUGGACUUGAGAAAAGCGCUCCUCUCCAAGAAUCCUUUCCCGACAAACGGUGUUGCUGAGGAGGGUCGACGACAUCAUACCACGCUCCCGGAAAUAUCGCCUGGUUCGGAACCGUUGGUGGAAGAUUCGGCGACCCCAUCACCUAGUGAAGUAUUACCAGAUUCUAGCUCUCGGCGCUCCUCCAAACCAAGUCAACUACAACUAAGCUUCGCCACAGCAAGCGCUCCCGGUUUACUCGAUCAUCCCAGCCAAGACUCUUCCCUCACCCAGACCAUCGAUUCGCAGCCAAACGGCAUAUCAGUGAACCAUCAGUCUCUGGUCACCGAUCCUGUUGUAAUCGACCCUCCAACACCACAAGAACCAAAAGCCCCGGAAUCAGAGAAGCAACGAAGCAGUGAUGGGACGGAAGGAAGCAAUUCUGCUGGAGAUUGGACUAGUCAGGCCACAAGUGCUACUACCGGGAAGAUGCCACUGAGCCCCAGUACACAAGGGACAAGCAUCAUGUCAGAUGCCGACUCGAUCGAGAAAGGGAACUCAAGUCAAAUUCUCACGCCAACCGGGACAUCAACUGGAAAUGGACGGAGCUGUGGGGAUCGAAGCUCAAGCAAGGAUUCGACGACUCAAGGGAGCAAAAGUGAGGGGGACGGUGAGGAGAACAAAGGCCCACCAUCUACCGUGACCGAAAAAAUCGGGAAACUAAAAAAGAAGCCCAGCCGGUUUAGGAUGAAUUUCUGGAAGAGGAGUAAAAGUGCCAGUCCACCUAUGCCAGUUGGUGGAGCAAGAGUCGGUAGUGAAGAUGGCAUGAGUCAGUGAUGAUUCCACUGAUAUGAUGGAUACAAAUGAAAGGCACGCUCUAACGAGAUCAUCGACGAUACGACCCACAUCCAUAAAAAACCGCCGACGAAUCACGAAGGAACUUGACGACGCAAAAGAGAGACAGGAGUAGUGUAGGAUUAUUGCUUACUUGCAUGAUUUAUUUUUGUUGUACAUUGUACAGAAUGCAACCUAGGAACAGGAGCAGAGCAGGAGCAGGAGUACAGACAGAUAGAGGCCGGAAUGCAAGGGCAAGGCACAGGGGAUGCAUGCAUGCUUCGCAUAUAGGCGCAUUGGCGUUCGGAUGAAUGGAUGGAUUGAUGAGCUGCGGCUGGAUUUGCGAGGGACCUCUGCUCUGGAUUGAUUGAUUGACUGAUUGAUAUCUCGUACGGGCUUUGGGGGCGUUGACUGAAUGAUAUCUUUCUGUGGAUGGAUGGAUGGAUGGAUGGAUGGAUGCUUGAAGAGAGGAGAGGAGCGAGCAAGCAAGCAAACAAGGCAAUGAGCGUAGGGGAAGAGAGGAGGAGAGGAGACGCGAUGGGGACGAGUGGGAAUGGAAUUGAAUGGAAUGGAAUGAAGUACCGACGCAUGAAAUCAUGCGUUGAUGAUGUGUAUAUGGGGUAAAGCCACCUUGCUUAUAUUUUUGAGACGUCGGUACCGGUCUGGUCUGUCUGUCUGUCUGUCUGUCGGUCUGCCUGUGUUGAGCGGAUAGGAGAGAAUGGAAGGAGGUAGAGAAGUGAGAUGAAAUGGGAUGAGAUGAAAUGGGAUGAGAGAGUAUCUGAGAUCAGAAAUCGAUGAAUUGAA